AGUAAGCGAUUGAAAAUGGAAGAAUGUAUGCGAAAUGGAAUUUCUGAAUAUUCGAAUGCCAGAUGUUUGUGCCAGAUCAGUACCUUUCUGAAUGAAUCGACGGCAAACGAUUCUACGUUUGAUUUUGAAUUCGAAGGGUUUAUCAUUUCAUUUCUCGAUCCUCUCCUUUUCGAUUUCUCUCUCCUAACUUUUCCCGGAAAAUUUACCCUCAUUUUCUCGAGAAAGUGAUCUGAGGAUCUUUUCUUUUGUUUGUUUUUGGAAUUGCUUCGAUUCAUAUUUUCUUAGGGUUUUUGCUAUUCUUCCUUUUUGCCAAGAAUGGCGGAUUCGUUGAAGGUCAAAGUCAAAAAGUCCGGGCAAUAAAUUAGAAAACCGUAACCGAAAAGUGCCUGAUUUAGUCAGCCAAGAAGAGCCCUCCGAGAGGGAGGUUCCUUUUUUUAGUUUCUUAAAUUGUUUCCAAACCAAGGGGUUCUGUUGUUGGAGAGUGAUCCAUCUGUUUCUUUGGCUCAAAGAAACAGAAAAAGAAAAAAGAAAAAAAGAAAAUAGAAAAGAGAAGGAAGGACCCUGAGGAGGAGGAGGGCCAAUUAAGCUUCAGGAAUUCUCUCUUUCCAGAUCUACCCGUUUCAACGUUCUGACAGUUCUUUUCCUUCUGUCAGAACACCCGAAUUUCUUUUAAUCGAUUCCCUUUUUUAGUUCAUCAUAUAAUAUGUUCAUCCAUCUGUAAUUGAGCAGUUCUGCAGAAAAGGGCCUGCAAGAUCUAUCGGAAAUCAGUGAUCAAGUUUUCCUACGUAUAGCCAUCAAGAAACUCAAUGUUUUCUGAUUGAAACAUUAAUGGUGUCUGCUCUGAUCAAUGGCUUUCUGAUAUCUGAAACUUGUUAUUUCGAUUCCUAUAUUUGUGAACGAAAUCAAGCGAACUUUUGAUUUUAAUACUAUCCUUCUGCUCGGUUCGAAGAAUGGUUUUUGGUGCUGGAUCAUUUGGGUGAGAAUAUGUAAGGGAUGGUAUCAGAAACUUUGAUGAAGAUUGUAUCACCUUGCUGGAAACCUUCUGUUGAAGGUGAAAAUUCCAGCAGAGGUGGGGAUGCGAGUGGUCGGGUUGAUGGAUUGUUAUGGUACAAGGAUUCUGGCCGCCAUAUUAAUGGGGAAUUCUCAAUGGCGGUUAUUCAGGCAAAUAAUUUGUUGGAAGAUCGUAGCCAACUCGAGUCAGGGCCACUGAGCUCAUUUGAAUCAGGUCCCAUUGGGACGUUCGUUGGAAUCUAUGAUGGCCAUGGAGGACCUGAAGCUGCAGAAUUCAUAAGUGAUCGUCUGUUCAAUAAUAUGAAGACUUUUCAUGGUGCAGAAUUUAUUCCAGAAAAUCGGGGAGUAUCUGCUGAAAUUAUAAACAAAGCAUUCUUGGAGACAGAGGAGGAAUUUUUGUCUCUUGUAAAGAAACAAUGGCUUAGUAAGCCUCAAAUUGCUUCGGUUGGUUCAUGCUGUUUGGUAGGCAUAAUAUGUUGUGGAUUACUGUAUAUUGCAAAUGCUGGAGAUUCUAGAGUGGUGUUGGGAAGAUUUGAAAAAACUCAUAAAGAGGUUAAAGCCAUCCAAUUGUCAUCUGAGCACAAUGCUAGUAUUGAAUCUGUGCGAGAGGAGUUGCACUCGUUGCAUCCCGGUGAUCCGCAGAUCGUUGUGCUAAAGCACAAGGUGUGGCGCGUGAAGGGUGUUAUACAGGUCUCAAGAUCCCUUGGUGAUGCUUAUCUGAAGAAAACAGAGUUCAACCGAGAGCCUCUCUUGCCCAAGUUCAGAUUACCAGAACCAUUCCACAAGCCAAUUCUUAAAGCCGAGCCUGCUAUUGUAGUGCAGAAACUGUAUCCGGAGGAUCAGUUCCUUAUCUUUGCUUCAGAUGGUCUUUGGGAGUAUAUAAGCAAUCAGGAAGCUGUCGACAUCGUCCAUAGUUGUCCACGUAACGGGGUUGCAAGGAAACUGGUUAAAGCGGCCCUUCAUGGAGCUGCAAAGAAAAGAGAAAUGAGAUACACAGACUUGAAGAAGAUCGACCGCGGGGUAAGAAGGCAUUUUCACGACGACAUAACUGUUGUAGUAUUGUUCCUGGAUUCGCAUUUGAUUAGUCGAAGUCCGAGCUACGGACCGAUGCUUUCAAUCAGAGGAGGUUCUGGUAUCCUGGCUAGAUCGUAGUUUGUUGAAGCGUUAUUAGCAUCAUCAUCAUCAUGAUAUGAAUGAGCAGCAGCAGGUGUCAUCUCAUGUGCUUUUACAUACAUCCAUUCCAUUCCAUUCCAUUCCCCCCAUUUUUUUCUCAUUUGUAUUGCAAAAGUUGUUAUUUUUUUUUUUUAAUUUUUUUUUAAUUUUUUUGUUUUGUGUUCAGAAGAGGAAAAAUUGGAAACCACCAUGACCCCUUUUCUCUAUUACCCAUUCCCCUUCCCCUUCCCCUCUUUAUUUUUUCUUCUUUUUUACUUUUGUGUUUUCCUUUUUCAUGUAUAGCAGCAAGCACCACCACUGUUUUCCCUCUUAAGAAAUUCUCCUUAUUCA
Messenger RNA from Cucurbita pepo subsp. pepo (vegetable marrow), 2514 nucleotides. Its product is annotated as Protein phosphatase 2C family protein. Gene Ontology annotation, molecular function: protein serine/threonine phosphatase activity; cation binding. The record is from RefSeq and is a predicted model, not a curated record. Lineage: Eukaryota; Viridiplantae; Streptophyta; Magnoliopsida; Cucurbitales; Cucurbitaceae. Gene Ontology annotation, biological process: protein dephosphorylation.